Molecule: messenger RNA, 888 nt
Organism: Aspergillus luchuensis
Lineage: Eukaryota; Fungi; Ascomycota; Eurotiomycetes; Eurotiales; Aspergillaceae
Exons: 1
Coding region: 1-888 (295 amino acids)
Biological process (GO): DNA alkylation repair; regulation of DNA-templated transcription
Cellular component (GO): nucleus
Source: RefSeq, a predicted model, not a curated record
AUGAGCCUCCCCACCCCAGACCGUCUCUCCCAAGCAAUCCGCUUCCUGCACUCCCUCGACCUAGAAGCCAUGCUUCGCGAGACCCAAUCCUCCUCACCACAAACACUACCAUCAGAACCGACCGCACCAGUCUCUCCAUUUCUCAUAUCCCUCGAAUCCCUACACGCCAUUCCCCGCGCAAAAGCAGCAACAGUUCUGCAUGCCGCGCCCGUGGAUCCCACGAACCGUCUGUAUCCGUUUUGUGUGAAGUUGAGGGAUAGGUUUCUCGAGGAGGGGUUUUUGGUGGGGGAUAAGCCCGCGGAGAAGCCCGCGGAGAUGGCGGUGGAUAUAGGUGGUGGUGAGGAGCAGCAGAGGCAGGUGGAUUUGGCUGCUGGGGAUAGUGCAGAGAUGGCGCCUGCGCCUGUCGGGUCUAAGUCCAAGGUACGGCCGUUGUUGCUGCAUGCUACGAUCGUGAAUACUAUUUACGCAAAGGGGAAAGGUGGUGGCCAUGGUGGGAGAGGAGGUAGAGGAGGUAGAGGUGGUGAUGGCAGGGGUGAUAAGAGGAAGAGGCAGUAUACGUUUGAUGCGAGGGAGAUUCUUGCUAGGUAUCGCGAUUAUACGCCUCCUGGGGAGAGUGUGGAGAGUACUGGGACUGCUCCUAGUCUGGGGUCCAUUGAGAAUGAGGGCUCUGGGUCAGGGUCAGGCUCAGAGGGUGAGAGUAGCCUUCCUAAAGGGAAAGGCACGCCCUUCGUUUGGGCGAGGGAUUUCCCUAUCGAGUCGGUAUGUAUCUGCGAGAUGGGCGCGAAGAAACUCGUGCCUGAUCUGAAUGGUAAGGAUGAGGGCAUGAAUGCGCGACUAGGGGAGAAGUAUCGCGUCGUAGCGGAGAAGAGUCUGCUGUUCGGUUCGUGA